This is a messenger RNA of Zea mays, 1938 nucleotides long. RefSeq names its product rRNA biogenesis protein RRP5. The record is from RefSeq and is a predicted model, not a curated record. Gene Ontology annotation, molecular function: protein binding; RNA binding. Lineage: Eukaryota; Viridiplantae; Streptophyta; Magnoliopsida; Poales; Poaceae. Gene Ontology annotation, biological process: rRNA processing. The transcript has 7 exons. Bases 541 to 1671 code for a protein of 376 amino acids. Gene Ontology annotation, cellular component: small-subunit processome; nucleolus; nucleus.
CGGCAAAAUUACAGAUUUCUCCGACUACGACUGCCUGCGCCGCCGCCAGCCCCUUGCGUUGAGCAAUAUCCUCGUCCUCCCGAGAGCGAUCCCCGUCGCCCCUGUCCGCGGCCGCCGAGGCGCCGACUCGCCGGCGCGGCGCCGUCUUCCGCCACUGCGCCCUACCGCCCAGGACGAAGCUCCAGCUCCGGCCCACCGUCUCCCUGCCGGCACUGCCGCGCCGAGGGCCCGAGCUCCUCCUCGCCCCAUGCCCCCGCGGCCGCCCUGCCCAGCUCCGCCCCGCGCGUUCGCGGCUCUGCGCCCCCGCCAGGCCGAGCUUCGCACGUUCGCCGUCCGCGCCUUCGGCUUCCGCAGUUCGCACAGCUGACAGCAGUCCAUUCACCGUCCGCGCCUCCGGUCACCGCACAGUAGUGAGUGCAUUCGCCGUCCGUGCCUCCGAUCACCAUACAACCGUGACCGUUAGCAGCACCUUGAUUUUAGCUCGUCCUCCGCCACUGGUGGCAGCGACGCGCUUCCGAGGAGGUUAGAGCAUUGGCUGCUAUGGCGCCGCCUCACGUCACCAGGAAGAAGGGAAAGGGCGCCGGCGGCAAGACCGACCUGCGUCCCGACCGUAAGCAGUUCAAAAGGCACCACAAGGAGGAUGCAGCAGCUGAGCAGGGGGAUGGCAACGGAGAGCCGGGUUCUGACCUAGAGGAUAAUAUUAGUAAUACAUGUCUUGAAAUUGCUAAUGGAACUGAAGCAAAUGCUAAAAAGAGUGAUAAACAGUUAAAGAAGGAAGCAAGAAAACAAAGGGAACUAGAAAUCAGUGCUAUGGAGGAAAGGGCUUUGCAGGAAGAUAUACCACAAACUCCAGAUGAUUUUGAGAAGUUGGUUAGGAGCUCCCCAAAUAGUAGUUUUAUCUGGAUAAAGUAUAUGGCAACUUUGUUAGAUCUUGCAGAUGUUAAGAAAGCACGUGCAGUAGCUGAGAGAGCUUUAAAAACAAUAAUCCCCAGAGAAGAAGAAGAGAAACUAAAUGUUUGGGUAGCAUAUUUCAAUCUGGAAAAUGAAUACGGUAGUCCAAGGGAGGAUGCUGUGAAAAAGGUAUUCCAAAGAGCCUUGCAAUAUUGUGAUCCCAAAAAGCUGCACUUGGCUCUUCUUGCGAUGUACGAGAGGACCGAACAGUAUGAGCUUGCAGAUGAACUUCUAGACAGAAUAACCAAAAGGUUCAAAACUUCCUGCAAGAUAUGGUUAUGCCGCAUUCAGUUUGCCCUCAAGCAAGGCAAGGAUGUUGAGUACAUCAAAGCCAUUGUAAACCGUGCACUUCUAAGUUUGCCACACAGAAAGCGCAUAAAAUUCCUCUCACAAACUGCUAUUCUAGAAUUCAAAUGUGGGGUGCCUGAAGAAGGAAGAUCCAGAUUUGAACUAAUAUUGCGGGAGUACCCAAAAAGAACAGACCUUUGGAGUGUUUAUCUAGACCAAGAAAUCCGCCUUGGUGACGUAGAAGUUAUACGGGCAUUGUUUGAGAGGAGGGUGGCUUGUCUGACCCUACCUCCAAAAAAGAUGCAGUUCUUGUUCAAGAAGUAUCUUAACUUCGAGAAGUCACUGGGUAAAGACAACGAAAGAAUUCAGCUUGUGCAACAGAAGGCAAUCGAAUAUGUUCAGAGUUCACUGCCGUCACAAGACAACUCUUGAACUACAUGGAGACUUAAUAAGCCCACAAACAAUCAUUAGGAAAUGCCAGUCGUACUGUAGAUGUGAUCUCUUUGAUGACAUUAUUGUGAAAAGGUCAAUGUAAAAUGUGGGCUAUUCAAAAUUUUGUUUGAAACCGUUAUAUAAGUUAUGAGGCAUUAAGUCUAGUAUGUCAUGUUUCACCCAAUUUUUUUGAAAGGAUCUAUCCUAAGCCGGAUCUGGUUCGAAUAUUGACCUUUUCUAUCUGUGGUAUUGACUGUUGAGGCACAA